Messenger RNA from Jatropha curcas, 1661 nucleotides. RefSeq names its product N2,N2-dimethylguanosine tRNA methyltransferase. Gene Ontology annotation, biological process: tRNA N2-guanine methylation. Gene Ontology annotation, molecular function: tRNA (guanine) methyltransferase activity; RNA binding. Lineage: Eukaryota; Viridiplantae; Streptophyta; Magnoliopsida; Malpighiales; Euphorbiaceae. The record is from RefSeq and is a predicted model, not a curated record. Gene Ontology annotation, cellular component: nucleus.
UCUCCAGGUCAAAAGAUCAUAAAGUAAUCUGGACCGUUCAUAUACGGUCAAAUAUCUGACCCAUCUAAAACCCACUAAAAUCAUCUAAUCAACUUUCCCGCCAUGUUAAUUCUAAUCCCUAAAACCCUAUCCUCUUCUCCAUUUCUUCUCCAAAACCCUCUAAAUGUUCGCAACUUCGAAGUUCGAAAUCCUAAAGUUAAUAAAUUUAACUGCAAAUUCGAGCUUCAAACCGAAAGGGGUAUCGUGUUCGAGACUGGAGGGACCUUCUUUCAACAUGAAAGUGCCAAAGGUCGAGACUUGGGGGUAUUGGCUGCAAGUCUCUACAAGCAAUCCAAAGGAAACUUACGUGUCUUGGAUGCAAUGUGUGGCUGUGGAAUUCGGUCUUGCCGGUACCUAAUAGAAGCCAAAGCAGAUUUCGUAUUGGCAAAUGAUGCUAAUGAUGAAUACCGAGGGAUUAUUUUGGGGAAUCUGAAGAAAGUGGAAAGAGGUUUUGGAGAUGACAGGAGAUGGGCUGUUUCGCAUUUUGAUGCGAAUAGAGUCUUGACUGAAUGUUAUUUGCAGAGGGAUUUUUUUGACUUGAUUGAUAUUGAUUCAUUUGGGAGUGAUUCUUUGUUUUUGAGGUCUGCAAUGAGUGCUUUGAAAUUGGAUGGAUUGCUUUAUCUUACUUCUACUGAUGGGUAUUCUUCAGGUGGUCACCGGCCUCAUUGUUCUUUAGCUGCAUAUGGAGCAUAUAUACGCCCCAUGCCUAGUUGCAAUGAGAUUGGAUUGCGAAUGCUUAUAGGAGGGGCUGUGCGGGAGGCAUCUCUACUAGGAUAUCACGUUACUCCACUCUUUUCAUACUACUCCUAUCAUGGACCAGUUUUUCGGGUCAUGCUCCAAGUAAAUAAAGGGAAGGAUCACGAGAACAGGCAUUAUGGUUUCAUAAGCUACUGCAACCAAUGUGGAAAUACUCAAUCAUUUUCUUGGGAAGAACUUGGUCAGAGUAGUUGCUCUUGCAAUAGCAGUAACGAUUCUAGUCCGGUUACUGUUUCAGGACCCUUGUGGACGGGACCUCUUCAUAAUGCUACCUUCAUCACCGAAAUGUUAAAUUUGGCUGAGCAAUGGGGAUGGAUAGGCAAUGAUGUGGGAGCUGAUCUUGAUAAGCUUCUGAAACGGAUGUUGGAUGAAAGUGACCCCAGAUUACCUUUUGGAUACAUCAAAAUGGAUGAGAUGGCGAGCCGUGGAAAAAUUAAUUCACCUUCAUUAAAGACUAUGAUGAGCACCCUUGUCAAGGGAUACGCUGCUACUCGGUCGCACAUUGCCUCUAAUGCAAUCAAAACAGAUUGUCCCAUGUCAAUGUGCAUUAGAAUUGCCAAGGAACUACAGGGUGCUCAAAAUUUUGAAGCAAAGUGAUUUUAGAGCACAUUUUGGUUAUGAGAUUGCAUGUUCAUUAGUAAAAAGAUGUUUGGUUGGCCUAAGUUUGAAAUUGGUAUCGAAGGUAACGUAAUGUAUUAGUUUACAUGUAAAGUAUUGGUUUUCAGAUAGGAUUAUUUUAUAUGUAGCUUAAUCACAUGCAAAUGGUAAAAGUGCUGUAGAGGGAGAGACCCAAUCUUAUCAUGUAUUCUGCAUAAUUUUGACCCUAUACUUUUAGAAUGAAAAAUUCAGAAUAAUUUUCGCGAACA